AUGUAUUCUCGACGACUUUUCUAUUAUGUUUCUCGUAUUAAUCGUGGGUCGCGAGUACCCGGUCGUUUCGAUAAUAGUUCAGUAGGAAAAACUUUUUUCUCAACAACAAAUCGAAAUGCGUAUCCCGCGACCUCAAAUGCUGCCUUUUUAUCGUCAUCGAAUUAUAAAAAAUCAGCAUCAAAGUUUUUUGUUGCUGCAUGUUCGGUCACUGCUGCUGUUGGUACUUUGGCUUAUUGUAAUGCCAAUCCACUACACGCCGAAGAAACGGCAAAAUUCGCCGGAAAAAAAGGCACAAGUUCUGAACGCACUUUCAUAAUGAUUAAACCGGACGGGGUAACACGUGGACUCGUUGGCGAUAUUAUUUCACGAUUCGAGAAACGCGGAUAUAAAUUGGUGGCGAUAAAGUCUUUGGUGCCGAGUCGACAGCUGGCUGAACAGCAUUAUGCUGAUUUGAGUACUAGACCGUUUUUCAAGGGGUUAGUGAACUAUAUAACAAGCGGAAAGGCGCCGGUUGUGGCUAUGGUUUGGGAAGGAAAGGACGUAAUUCGCCAAGGUCGCAUUAUGAUUGGCGCUACUAAUCCUUUAGAUGCAGCUCCGGGAACUAUUCGUAAUACUUAUUCUAUUAGUAUUGGUCGUAACAUUAUUCAUGGCUCAGAUUCUUUUGAUACGGCCGAGCAAGAAAUCGGAUUGUGGUUCGGAAAACCGGGUGAAUUGGCUUCUUGGGAACCAGCGAAUUGGAAUUGGAUCAUGGCUGAAAAUUAA
This is a messenger RNA of Ambispora leptoticha, 762 nucleotides long. The record is from the annotation of a GenBank genome assembly. Lineage: Eukaryota; Fungi; Glomeromycota; Glomeromycetes; Archaeosporales; Ambisporaceae.